CGCACCGUUCCUAGGAUGGACCAGAACCGAAAAGGUGCGGAGCGGUCUGCGUCCGUUGUGGUGGCUUACUGGCGUAUGUGGCUUGCUAUACAACGCUGCGGGGCAAUACUUGUGUUGUUCGUGUGGGUGAUUGUAUUCUUUGGGUCGACGGAGCGGAUCUAUGAGCGACACGGCGGGACCCGUCGUGGGAACUUUGGUCGUGUUCCAGCCUUUCGCCGAUGUGAGAACAGGACCUGGGCUACUGUCUCGCAAGAGCACGGACUCUGAGCAAGGCGC
Molecule: messenger RNA, 276 nt
Organism: Acaromyces ingoldii
Lineage: Eukaryota; Fungi; Basidiomycota; Exobasidiomycetes; Exobasidiales; Cryptobasidiaceae
Exons: 2
Source: RefSeq, a predicted model, not a curated record